CCACUAGACCAUAGAUCCAUCUAUAAUAUAAUUUUAUGCAGCUGUUUUUGACGGAUGUCAAACUCAAAUCAAAACAUUUGUAUUCUUCGUAGUUUUGUUCAAAUAAUUAUUUAAGAAGAGAAUUCCCUUACACCAUGACUGACUCAGACGAUGACUAUAUGUCUGAUAAAAUCCUUAUGGAAUGCAAACCAUCCGGUUCAGAAGACAUACGACCAGGUCUCUUAUUCAAUAGAGGUGCAAAAAGGGCUCAUGAAUUGAUGAAAAAGCGAGAUGAACGAGCUAAAAAGUUCAGACCUCUGAAGCAAAUAGAAAAAGAUAUACGAGAAGAAGGACUCGGUAAAGCGAUAUCUUCUGAUAAUAAAGGUUUUAAAUUACUGGAGAAAAUGGGCUUCAAGCAAGGAGAAGGUUUGGGAAGGUCUGGUGCUGGUCUGAAGGAGCCCAUAAACAUUGUAGUAAGGCAGGGUACUUCGGGAUUAGGAAGAGAAAGCCAUCAACAGGAGAUAUUGAUAAGAAGGAAAGAAAUGAAAUUUAAAAAAAUUUGUGAUCGUGAAAAUAAGUUUCGAAUUACCAAUACAGAGAAAAAACGUUUACAAAUUCUAAGAAUCGAUUUCUUAAAGGCUCAAAGAGUAUGUGAAGAACUGGACUAUAGAAUUCAUCGUUCUGAUCCUGUUGAAGACUUUUACUGGACUAAGAGCACUAUAAAAAAAAAACGAAAAGAAGAGCGACAAAGUAUUGAUGAUGAUGAAGAAGAGGAUGAAGAUAGUGAUGAUGAAGAAUUUGAAUCUCAAAUCACUGAAGAAAAUCUUAACUGUAUAAUCAAUUACCUAAGAAACAAACAUUUAUAUUGCUUGUAUUGUAUAAUGACAGGUACUAAUGAUGAAGAUCUUAGGGAAAAUUGUCCUGGACCAUAUAGAAUAGAUCAUGAUCCAGAAUAUGAUUAAGUUAUAUUUCAGAAUUUAGUGAAGUGAAAAUUUAUUUUGAAUGAGGGCUUGUUUGGAAACUUAUAAUACAAUUGAAAAAAAAGCAAUAUUACUUUUAAAGAGGUAUUGUUAUUCAAACAGAAAUGGAUUUCUAUUUAAGUAUUUGUUAUUUUUUUGUUUCGAAUCCUGUAAAGGCUUACUUUUUUCAAUAUUCAUGUUUAGUAGUCUGAAAACAAGAUAAAUGUUGUCUGUACAUUGUAUCAAUAUGAAAUUUUCAGAGGCAAGUUCUAUUCAGUAGAAGCCCAUAUCUAAUGAAUUUUCUCAUUUGUUAAUUUUGUUCAAAUUAAUUUCUCCAGAAUAAUGUACAUAAUUAUAUAUUUUUCUCUGCAUAUAAAUAAUUCUGUUUGUACCUGAUAAAAAUGGUAAUAAACUUAAAUGAAUUUUUUUCAAUCAUUGGAACAGCA
Harmonia axyridis is the source of this 1384-nucleotide messenger RNA. RefSeq names its product G patch domain-containing protein 11. Bases 135 to 941 code for a protein of 268 amino acids. Gene Ontology annotation, cellular component: kinetochore. Gene Ontology annotation, molecular function: nucleic acid binding. Lineage: Eukaryota; Metazoa; Arthropoda; Insecta; Coleoptera; Coccinellidae. The transcript is spliced from 3 exons. The record is from RefSeq and is a predicted model, not a curated record.